GGCAACUGCAGCUUGCCGUCCGUGCACCAGGAGAGAUUCUUCUUUUAGCGACCGGAACUCUUUAACGUACAAAAAGUUAAAAUCGAAUUGGUGAAUAGAACAGUGAAUCUCGCUUUCUCAUCCUUCUGUAGCCACUGAAGUUUCUGCAUUUUCCUAUAAACGAGCGACAACCCAAUUAUAUCGAAGAAUGUCGAAAAUUAUCUACACUCACACGGAUGAGGCGCCGAUGCUGGCGACCUACUCGUUCCUGCCUAUCAUCCAGACCUUCACCAAGGCCUGCAACGUGAAGGUGGAAACCCGCGACAUUUCGGUCGCCGGGCGCGUGCUCUCCCUGUUUCCGGAUUAUUUGUCCGAGGAACAAAAGUUAGGGGAUCACCUCGCGGAGCUCGGGGACUUGUGCAAGACCCCGGAGGCAAACAUCAUCAAACUUCCGAACAUUUCCGCCAGUAUUCCGCAGCUAGUGGCCUGCAUCAAGGAACUGAAUGAACAGGGGUAUAGUACACCACCAUAAUGAAGAACAAGUGUUUGGAUCGUGUCGCGUCAGUAUUAACAAGUAAAUGUGUAUGUGAAGAAGCGCCAGGGCUCGGCUAAACGGAAUGCAAAACAAAUUUGCAUACGUGCACCGUGAACGGUUCGCGCACUCCCUUUCUUCGCAAAAAAAGGUAUCCCGUCCCUGCCUAUCCGGAGGAGCCGCAGGACGACAAGGAAAAGGAAAUCAACUAUGCAGUGCAAAACGUACAAUUACGUAAACGUAUCGCUCUCGUCACAGAAAUUGAAAUAGAAAUCGUGCCAAGGAGGUACAACUAAACUAUUGAAAAAUAUCCACACAAGUUUUGUUGCCAGCAGUUUUCAGGCAGACGCACAGACACCUUGGUCAUACUUGACACACUUUUCGAACUACGUUGAGUCACACUUUUGAUUUCGUACGACGACCGCGAUACCAUAUUUUUUCCAUCUGGAUAUCGUGGCACGAUACGCGAAAGUGCUCGGGUCCGCGGUGAAUCCGGUGCUGCGACAGGGAAAUUCGGACCGGCGCGUAUGAGACUGCACGAUUUAUUCCCCUGUCCCUCAUUCGUAUGGCAUGAACAGCAGCAGAAAGUCUGGCAAUAGUGGACCUUUUGCAUGACAAAUCGAAGACCGCUUCAAGUGCUCUUAUUUUCGCCUUCCGGUUGAACCUGUCAUGCAAGCAGUGCUAGGUGGAAACGGGUUCUUUGCUUGGUAUUUUGCAUGACAAAUGAGGGUGAGGGGGGGUGUUAUGCACUCUCAUAGCGCGUCGCAGACGCGGUGAAGGCAUAUGCGCAGAAGUACCCGCACAAGCUUGGAAAAUACUCGGCGGAUUGCAAAAGUCAUGUACAGCAACACUUUCUAUACCAUUUUGAUGCAGCUGUUUCUGUUGUUGUUGUUCACAAAGACAAAAAUCAAAACGUAAGGCAAUUUAAGAACACAGCAGCACUCAAUGUCAUGGUCCUCGAGAUGAUGAACUGGUGACAAUAAAAUGCCUGAAAGCUUGUACGGCGUGUGUACUAGUACUAGUGCACAAGUUCAAGAAAUAAUACAACAACCAGGUCUCCCACAUGGAGGACAAGGACUUCUUCAGCAGUGAGAAAUCGAUAUGAAGGCCUCAGAAUGGAAAUCCUCAACGUGGAAAUAAUUUGCAUUGCAUGAAAUGCGACGCAAAAAAGACCGUAUUGCAGAGGACGCAAUGGAAGCCGACUAUUGUCCUGCUACGGGUUAAGAAUCUGAGUGUUGAUUAGCACGAGAGAAGGGCACCCCUUUGCGUUAACCAGCAUUACAGGCAUGCUUUGAGUGCCCGGGAAAUUUGUCAUGCGCCGCCUAGAACUGGCGCUUCUACUGGAAUGCUUUUCUGCAUUACAAACUAUCUCCACUCUGAGGAUUUCCAACCUGAGGCUUUCAUAAUCAACCACGAUGGAGGCCAAUGACACGCUGAAUAUCUCCUUUACCCCCGAGGGCGGUGAGAAGCAAACGCUGAAGGAUAAUCUUCCGGUCCUCGCGGGCGAAGUGAUCGACUGCUCCGUGAUGAGCUGUACGGCGCUGCGGGAAUUCUUCGAGGCGCAGAUGCAGGACUGCAAGGACCAAGGCAUUUUAUUCUCCCUGCACAUGAAGGCGACCAUGAUGAAAAUCAGCGAUCCCAUCAUGUUUGGGCACUGCGUCUCGGUGUUCUACAAAAACGUCUUCUAUGGAUGUGUCAGGAUUGAAAUCGACAAAGUUGAAAUAAUAUCUCAUGCAUAAAUUGCAAGGCAUGAAGUGCCUCUCUUGCAGGGAUGGCAAGUGAGGCAGAUCGUCAGCCUGUUUGUGGGGUUUGCGAUAGAGCCGCUAAAGUAGCAUCACAAAAGACGCCUUCUGUGCCUAAACGGCAUGACAAACUGGCUUUCAACGGUGCCAAAAUUUGUCAUGCACCGCUUGGAAAUUGGGCUUCCAACUGGUAGCGAUUUCAUGCAUUACAAGUUUUUUCAACUUUGACGAUUUCAAUCGUGACACUCCCAUAUCUUCGAAAAGUACGCGGAUUUGUUUGCGGAGCUGAAAAUUACCCCCAACAUAUCCUGUGCAAAAGUAUCGUACUCGUAUUGCAAUAAUGCAUUACAAAUCUUUUCCCUAAGGUAAAUCAGCAUUGCAAAUUUUAUUUCUCAUGCUGAGGAAAUUUGUAAUGCAUUUAUACGAGUACGAUACUUUUGCAGUUCAUACAACAACGGCGUCGGCGACGUGUACGCGAAAAUCAAGGGCCACGAGAAGCGUAUAGAACGCUUUUGAAGAUGUGUGUUUGAUCAAACUUUCAGAAGGCGGAAUCAUCGAACAAAUGGAAUGUAGGAGGGUGUGGACUCUUAGAGUUUCGAUUUAAUGUACGCCUUUGUGUGCAAUGAAACUCAAACUACUCCACCAUCUGCACGACGAUUAUCGCACAGAGGCCGAAGUGGAGGCUGCCUUGCUGGAGGUUUACAAAACGCGCCCGCCCCUCGCAAUGGUGGACUCCGACAAGGGCAUCACCAACCUCCACGUGCCGUCAGACAUUAUCAUCGACGCCAGCAUGCCGGUGGUGGUCCGGGAUAGCGGGAAAAUGUGGACCCCGGAAAACACGCAACAGGACGUAAAGUGCUGCAUUCCCGACCGGUCCUACGCGGGCAUCUACAAGGCCUGCCUCGAGUACUGCAAGAAAAACGGUCAGUUCGACGUGUCCACCAUGGGGAACGUCAGCAACGUGGCUAUCAAAUGCAAAAAUGUCUGGGUCUGGAACAUUGUCAUGCUAGUCUGGCAUGCCUCUGCACACUGUAUUGCGCGGCCACCAAGAGGUCCUCUUGCCUGUCAUGCUAAAGCGCAGUUUCUCAUGCGAAAUUGCAUCACAGAAGCACGAAAAAACGCCAACGCGUCAUGCUUGGCGGCGCAUUACAGAGCACUUAUUGUUCACGGACUUGCAUCACAAGUUUCCAGAACCAGGCAUUUUUGCACUUGAUAGUCGGGCUGAUGGCGCAGAAGGCGGAGGAGUACGGCAGCCACGAUAAAACGUUCGAAAUGAGCAGUGCCGGCGUGAUCGAAAUUACCAACGCGGCUGGUACCGUCUUGAUGUUAUGAGAGUCCACAACUCCCCCUCCCCCUCAUUUGUCAUGCAAAAUCCCAAAUCCAGUCCCUGCCUUGUAGCACUGUUUAUUGCAUGACAAAUUUUGAAAGCCCAAACAGUACUACAGUAGGCACAUGAAUGUGUCAUGCACAGGCUUCAGGGUCGCUGGCGUGUGUAUUGCUGUUCAUACAAUACAAAUGAGGGGGAGGGGGCGUUGUGCACUGUUAUAGAUGUCGCAGGCGGUCGCGAAAGGGGAUAUUUUCCGCGCCUGUCAGACGAAAGACGCCGCAAUCAAGGAUUGGGUGAAGCUGGCCGUCUCGCGCGCAAAAGCAACAAACUACCCAGCCGUCUUCUGGUAUACUGCUUGAAUUUACUUUGUCGCCAGGACGGCAGUUGCAAUUUGUAGGUCGGUUUUCUUCCGUAUAUGAGAGCAAAACGGAAGGAAAUAGAAAUAGUAAUAGAUACAACUAAAACUAAAAGCCUACCGCAUCUACUCCUUCCUAAUCCGGCUAUACUUGAGGUUGGACGCGUCGCGCGCGCAUGACGCGGAGAUUCUGAAGAAAGUGCACGUCUACUUGAAAGACCACGACACUACGGGUUUGGAAAUUUUGAUCAAAACCCCGGUGGAGGCCAUCGAAUACUCCAUGGAGCGCGCCACGAACAAGCAGUCCACGAUCUCCGUGACGGGCAACGUGCUGCGCGACUACCUGACGGACCUGUUUCCGAUCCUGGAACUCGGCACCUCCGCCAAGAUGCUCUCCAUCGUGCCGCAGCUCGCCGGCGGUGGCAUGUAUGAAACCGGCGCGGGUGGGUCGGCACCGAAGCACGUCGAGCAGUUUACCAAGGAAAACCACCUGCGAUGGGACAGUCUCGGAGAGUUCCUCGCCCUCGCGGUUUCCCUGGAGGAGCUCGGUGCGAAAACGGGUAACUCCAAGGGCGUGGUGCUCGCAAAAGCCCUUCACGCCGCGAACACGCGCUUCCUCGACUCGCGCGAGGCACAGGUGUCCCGAAAAGCCGGGGAGCUCGACAACCGGGGCAGUCAUUUCUACCUCGCACUCUAUUGGGCACAGGUAAGAACAACUCUAUGGUCGUAUUCUAGUAGGUCUAAGUAUCGGUUUACUUACAGUUGAAAUGCAUGUAGAUGUGCUGAUGUUCAUGUUGAUAAUCAAGAUCAAAACUAACAAAUGCAAAUCAUGAUCAUAAGUACACUGAAUAAACUCGUCGUCGACAUCAAAGGCGCUCGCCGAGCAAACGGAGGACGCGGACCUGCAGGGAAAGUUUGCGGGCGUGGUGGAAAGUUGGAAGGGCGCUACGGAACAAAUCGUGAAAGAGUUGAACGAGUGUCAGAAGGUGGCCGUGGAUCUCGGCGGGUACUACCACCCCGACCCGGUGAAGACGUCCGCGGCGAUGCGCCCCUGCAAGGUCUGGAACGACUUGCUGGAAAAGGCCGGGAAGGACGUGCAGGCCGACCCCAUCGUGUCUUCGCCGAGCAAGGGAAACCGCAGAAAGUCCUCCGGCGUGUGUUGCAUUGGCAGCGCGGAGGUGCCCGCCAACUGAAACAUGCAGCAGCCACUGGCUCUUGCGGAAGGCGUUCGCUUCAGGUCGAAGUACUGAAGCAGGACAGCAUGCUAUCUUCUGCUUUGGAUGCCAAGAACCGCAAGAUCAUAUCGACACAAACGAUGUAUCCUUUAUCAUCUUUAUUAUCGCAAGGGAAAAAACAACAGUCCAUUUGUGUAGACUUUUCAAUUUUUCAAGGAUAGUGAACAACUUGCACUGCUAUUGCGUCCCUCGUUCGUCCCUGAAGCAAUGAAACGAAACAUCUUGGCGGUAGUUAUCGCUGAGUGUACUUCUUUCAGGGGAUGAAAAUGAACUUGGGACAGCAGAAGCUCUGUGGUUGGAGAUCUAUUACCGCUAGGAUCAUAUCAGGGUUAACAAAGUCUAUUUGUAUAGCACACAAGACAAGUUGUGACAAGCUUUAUCGAUUCAACAAGUAUUUUCCUGCGCACAUUUAUGCGUAGCAGGUCUUUCACCCUUUUUUCUCUUUUCUUCGUGUGUAACCAAAGAAAAACAAAACCGCGGCACUUUGUGACCCCUGUGUUUAUUUUACGUCUGGCACCAUAAAAGGGAAACGAUCAUUGUAUUUCUUGACUUACUCAAACUCAUUUUCCGCCGGAAUGAACUCGCUUCCAGGCAACGAAACACUUUGAGAACUCCCAAAGUUGGAUUUCCAAAGACAAAGUUGGAAAAGAAGUCAUGGCGCCAGAAUGAAAGACGUAGUAAAGUCAUGCAAGUUUGCGCAUGGUGGUCAAAAAGAACCACUACAGUGAAGACUCUCACACCAACGCAGUUUUUCCCCGGGAUUUUGCUUGUGGAGGGACGUGGCGCUGCUACAGGCAAUUAAGAG
Amoebophrya sp. A120 is the source of this 5975-nucleotide messenger RNA. Lineage: Eukaryota; Dinophyceae; Syndiniales; Amoebophryaceae. The record is from the annotation of a GenBank genome assembly.